Funneliformis mosseae is the source of this 447-nucleotide messenger RNA. Lineage: Eukaryota; Fungi; Glomeromycota; Glomeromycetes; Glomerales; Glomeraceae. The record is from the annotation of a GenBank genome assembly.
AUGGUUGAUGGAAAACCGAUUAAUCUAGGACUUUGGGAUACAGCGGGACAAGAAGAUUAUGAUAGGUUACGUCCGCUCUCAUAUCCACAAACCGAUGUAUUUUUGAUAUGCUUUUCAUUAGUCAGUCCACCUUCCUUAGAAAAUGUUAAAAAUAAGUGGUACCCAGAAAUUUCUCACCACGCUCCAAAUAUACCAAUUAUUCUGGUUGGAACAAAGCUUGAUCUUCGUGAAGAUAAAGAUACCAUUGCUAAAUUACGUUUGAAAUCUCAAACACCAAUCACAUAUCCCGAAGGAUUACAAAUGGCUAAAGAUAUUGGAGCCGUGCGUUAUCUUGAAUGUUCUGCCUUAACACAAAAAGGAUUAAAGAAUGUUUUUGAUGAAGCUAUUCGUGCGGUUCUUUCACCUAACCCUGUUAGAAAGAAGAAAUCAAAAUGUGUCGUCAUGUAA